This is a messenger RNA of Striga hermonthica, 525 nucleotides long. The record is from the annotation of a GenBank genome assembly. Lineage: Eukaryota; Viridiplantae; Streptophyta; Magnoliopsida; Lamiales; Orobanchaceae.
AUGUCAUCGUCUCUCUCGGCAUCGGCAUCGGCAGCUUCUUCCAUCCUCCUCCAUACCUUGUUGGUCCUCACGACCCUACUUCUCCUUGCCGCCGCCACGGUCUCAGUCUCCACCACGGCAUUUGUCCCGGUGGACGACGACAUGAACACGACCAUGUUUACCAACAACGGGUCGUCGAUGACGACAACGAUGACGACUCUGAGUGCUGAGAACUGGGAGAUGUACUACUGCUUUCUGUGCACGGAGCAGCACCCACUGCUGAUUCACUACUGCCCCAUCUAUUGGGACGAGUGCCACCUCAACUGCUGGGAUGUCGUCCCCCACGAGGCGCCGCCGUCAUCGACCUGCGAUGGCAUCGCCUCGUGCUUCUUCACCUGCGGCGGUGGGGAGCUAGACAAUCAGAAAGGCGCCAUGGCCACCACGGUGCCGGCGACGACGAUCCAGGGGAGCUUUGUGCCUUUCGAGUUGUGCAAUACAGAGCUGGUCUUUUCUCCGCCAUUCAUAGCUGCUGGUGCACGCCAUUGA